Molecule: messenger RNA, 759 nt
Organism: Penicillium brevicompactum
Lineage: Eukaryota; Fungi; Ascomycota; Eurotiomycetes; Eurotiales; Aspergillaceae
Exons: 1
Coding region: 1-759 (252 amino acids)
Source: RefSeq, a predicted model, not a curated record
AUGGGAUGCGAUAAUGGGAUGCCUGAAUACAAACACUAUACCUCUUCAGCUAGUGCAUUCCUCAAAGAAGAAGUUUUUGGCCUUGGAUCGUCUCCAGGCCUCCGUUCACUACCACCAGGCCCAGAGCGCGACUUCCUCACCCUGUCAUGGGGUCCGAUCAUUUACCGCACGUCCUACGCACCUGACACCAAGCGUCUUCUCCCGGUAUUCCUGCGCUGCCUCAACGACGCCGUGGGCCAAUCUUUACGUCGAACGCUGACAGGCUCCGAUGAGCAACUCCGUAUCUUGACAGAGACUUUUUCAUCCAAGAUCUUCAGUUCUCGUGAUAUGUACGCCGACAUGGACGAAGCCGCGAUUCGACAAGUUUUCCACGAUUUCAAGGUGUCGCUGGCGAUCCCUGAGGCCGAACUUCCGAGUAGACUGCGUGUAUGCUUGAUGGUCGAUGACGUGGUUCUCUCACAUUUGAAAACUGCUUUAGAUGUUUCCUCCAUGGUUGAGGGAGAUGCUGAGUCGGGAAGGUGCUGGGUGAAGGUAGUUGAGGAAAAUUUCCCCGAUUCGAGGAUGACCGAUCAUCCGCAAAUUGAUACCGUUGGAGUGUCUACUUGUGUGAGAAAUUAUCGGGGAGAAUAUCAUGGGUGGACCACGGUGGCUCUUGAUGCGUUGGUGGAGGUUUUUGAUGGGCUGAGACAGCUCAAGUCUUUGGUUGAUUAUCAUCGCGAAGGACGAGUAUACUUGGGAGAAGGGAAUUGGAGCAAAUAG